Musca domestica (house fly) is the source of this 2812-nucleotide messenger RNA. RefSeq names its product E3 ubiquitin-protein ligase TRAIP-like. The transcript has 2 exons. Gene Ontology annotation, molecular function: ubiquitin protein ligase activity. NCBI's taxonomy places the organism in Eukaryota, Metazoa, Arthropoda, Insecta, Diptera, Muscidae. The record is from RefSeq and is a predicted model, not a curated record. Gene Ontology annotation, biological process: protein ubiquitination; interstrand cross-link repair. Gene Ontology annotation, cellular component: nucleus. The coding region runs from base 1303 to 2763 and encodes 486 amino acids.
UCUCCUCUGAUGUCCUUCUAUUUCUCACCAUUCCUUAAUUUUUGGCAUCACUUCUAUAAAUUUGACAUCUGCGGAACAUUUUUUUUUGAAUCUCGGGACUAUAAUGAUAUUAAUUGGGACGGCCUGAUUGAUUAUCUUGUCGAUGUUGACUUAAGUAGUUUAUAUAAUACGUCUGAUAUUAAUUUACAGCUUUCGUUUCUAAUUUAGCUUAUUGUUAAUAUUUUUCAUUUGUUCCUAUCGUUAGAAAACGUUCCAUUGAUCCGUGGUCGAAAAGCAAUUCUAUAAUAUUAGCGAGCUCUUUGCGUGAUAUUGCGUACACGAAUUAUUUAAAAUUUCCUACGCAGCAAAAUAAGGCGGUGUAUCGAACAAAGCAAAGUCUAUUCUUAGAAAGUAGCGUAAAAAAUAUUAUGAACAACUUUUCAAUGUACUAGAUGCCACUCAGGUCUGGAGACAACUUCUUACCGGUGUUAUCAUUGACAGGGACGACAACCUCUCAACUGACUUUGAUGUUAAUGUUUUGAACGAAUAUUUUACUUAAAAAAUGGUUUUUCCCAUCAUCAAAAUGAACACUAUUGAGAAUUUGAGACAUUUUAGUAUACUACAGCCGCUUUCUAAAGUUGCGGAACAUCUCAUAAGACUGCAGAUUCAAUCAUUUAUAGAUGACCGUAAUUCAUGUAAAUUAAUUGCUUCUUAUUUAUCUGGAAGUUCUCAGUAUGUUUCAUGUAAUGGUAAGGCUUCUAGAUUACGUAAUAUUUACAACGGUGUACCUCAAGGUUCAAUUUUAGGUCCGCUUCUUUUUGUAUUAUAUGUUAACGAUAUUAGUAGUAUCCUAUCUAAUUGUGGUUGUCAUCCGUUUAUGUACGCGGACGACAUUCAUUUAUUUUUUAAUGGACAAUCAAGCUUCUAAUUAGAGAAUAGCAUAAAUACAACAUUAGGUUAUAUUUCACGUUGGUUGAGUAAUAAAAGUCUAGUAGUAAAUGUUUCUAAGGCGAAAUCAAUGAUAUUUGGCCCCCCUAGUCGACUGAAUUGGAGUAUUAACAUACAAGUUAAUGGUGUAGCAGUGGAUUUUGUUGACCGUAUAAAUUGUUUAGGUGUUGUCCUUUAUAUGUUUAUGUUUUCUAUUACAAGCAAUAGCCAUAUAAAUACAUUUUUCUUGGGCUGGGGAGCCUAGUUGACAAUAUUUUUUAUAAAUAAUUUCAUAUGUUACUUUAUGAUACGCUAUGUAAUAAUUUUAAAAUAUGUUUUUUUAUUCCUAUUAUUGAGUACACUUUGGCUUUUUCAUUGCAACAUAUAAAUAAAUAAAUGAAAAGUUUGCAAACAAGGAAAAUGGCCGGACUUAACUUGGUAUGUCCUAUCUGCGCGGAUGAAUUUCAAAUGCAGGAUGAUGUGUAUAGCACCAACUGUGGUCACCUCUACCAUUUCAGUUGCAUGCAGCAAUGGAGAAGCCGAUCAACCAUCUGCCCUCAGUGUCGGCAUCAGAAUCCUUCCACACAUAAAAUAUUCCUACUUGGUAAUACGACUUCCACUCCUUCUCCCCGUAAAGAAAAUUUAGAGGUCUUGAAGAUGAAAUUAGAAUCCAGUAUCGAUAAAAUAAAUGAAUUGCAAUCCCAACUUGAUCUGACUGAGGUGAAUUUUCUCCAUAUGCAAGAACAGUUUACAAAGGAACGAGAAAUAAAACAAAGCAUUGAACGAAAACUGGCAGAAUACAAAACCAACGACGACAACUUUUUGAGUCUACAUGCUCAGUAUUCAGAGUCAGAGGACCGUAUAAAAGUGCUGCUGGAAGAAAAUGGUCGCUUAGCGGUAGAUAUUAGAUGCAAAUCAGAUGAGAUCGAUUCCAAAAAUGUCGAAAUUUGUAUGUUGAAAAAGCAGUUGGAUACCGCACUUCAAGUUGACCAAAUUGAAAAUGGUAAUGGGAGUUCUCGUAUUGAAUUUCUUGAACGGCAAAAUUACCUUUUAUGGAAAGAACUCGCUAGGAAAAGUAUAGAAAUAUUGGAACAGAAAGAUAAAAACCCGUCAUCGUCAGAAAUAGUCGUAAAAUCAUUAAAGCAGAAACUACAGCAUAUCACAGAACAACUGGAAAAAGAAAUUAAUACAAGCACACAGCUUGCUAUAGAUAAAAUAAAUUUAAAAAGUCAAAUUCAACUUAUGCAACUGCAAUCCAACAAUAACGAGCAGGCCACCAAUACACCACAAGAACUGCGAAUGGGUACAAACAAGAAGGAACCCAAUACAGACAUGCUUGACAUUACUUCGGUUGCUCCAGCAACUGAAGAUUGCGUUCAGGAUAACGAAUCGAAUAGUGGUGUGGUGCUUCAAAAAUUUCCCUAUAGAGAAAUUCAAUAUCCUUUGGAAGAAUUAAUAGUUUCAAUUGGAUCAAAAAUGAAUAUACAUCUACUACCAGAAGAUGUUUUAAUAGUGAGGAUUUUAGAUAAAUUUACAACAAGAACAUUGCCUACAACUGUUUGCAUUCAUGUAGUUUUUACAAAAAACAGUCUAAAGCAUUGUUUUAUUGCUCAACAACGAUUGUUGAGACCUUUCUUCGGAGGUAUCGCCAUAAAGGAAUACGUCGACCGAGAUAUAAAUGGGUUAUUCUUGUAUGCUAUAAAAAACCUACGUGGUGUAGCCUUUGAUAGUAUUACAAUGUGCAAUAAUGUUGUUAUUGCAAAAAAGAAAUCACAGGACGAGAAUGGUGUAGUUAUUAAUAGCAGAGAACAAGUUGAUGAACUGCGCAAUAAAAACUAUUACAAGAUAACCGUAUAAAACUCAAUUUUUUUGUAAACUUCAGAUGAAAAAUGAAAUAUAUCUUAAU